AUGGCGUGGGACCAUCUUUCAAUCACCAAGCCGCACUUGGUGUACAUCAUCUUGGGCGGCUUUACCACUCUCUUCAUGCUCUGUUCUUCUAUUAUCAAGGAGCGCAUGUACAUUGGCGAGGCCACAGUCGCGACCAUCUGUGGAAUCAUCUUCGGGCCUCAUGCGGCGAACCUGAUUGACCCCAAGAGCUGGGGUAACGUCGACCUCGUCACCAUCGAAUUCUCCCGUAUCGUUCUUGUCGUCCAAUGUUUCGCCGUCGGUGUCGAAUUGCCCAAGUUUUACAUGGAGAAGCAUUGGAAGUCAGUGGCCUUGUUGUUGAUUCCCGUUAUGACCUUUGGCUGGCUCAUUGUGAGCUUGUUCAUCUGGUGGCUAAUUGACCCCUUGUCAUGGCUCGAGGCGCUGGUCAUCGCCGCCUGCGUCACUGCUACCGACCCCGUUUUGGCCUCUUCCGUCGUCGGCAAGGGAAAGUUCGCCAAGCGCGUCCCCAAGCACUUGCGAGACAUCCUCUCGGCUGAAUCAGGAUGCAACGACGGCAUGGCCUUCCCUUUCGUAUACCUUGGAAUUUACCUCAUCCAGGAGCACAUGGACGCCAAGAAAACGACGUUCCACUGGAUCGUCUACACGAUUCUGUACGAAUGUAUCUUUGGCGCCAUCUUUGGUUUUGUCGUUGGCUACAUUGCCCGCCAUGGUAUCAAGUACGCUGAAAAGCACGAUCUUAUCGAUCGCGAGAGUUUUUUGGUGUUCUACUUUGUGCUUGCGCUGUUCUGUGCCGGUGCAGGCAGCUUGCUCGGCAUGGACGAUCUACUAGUCGGUUUCGCCGCAGGUGUAGGCUUCUCGAACGACGGAUGGUUCGCUGCCAAAACGGAAGAAUCCCACGUUUCCAACGUCAUCGAUUUGUUGAUCAACUUGGCCUAUUUCGUCUUCCUCGGAACCAUCAUCCCUUGGGAGCAGUACAACAACGUUGCUGAGGGCCUUACCCCCUGGCGACUGGUUGUAAUUGCCAUUUUUGUUAUUCUCUUCCGUCGCAUUCCCGCCAUGCUAUUGUUGAAACCAUUCAUACCAGACAUCAAGACUUGGCGCGAGGCUCUGUUCGCCGGCCACUUCGGCCCUAUCGGUGUCGGUGCCAUUUUCGUCGCGAUUCUGGCUCGUGCCGAGCUGCAAUGGGAGACUGCGGUUCCGCUAUCGGACAUUCCACCAGAGGAGAUUGAGCAUAGGACUCUCGUCGCCGUCAUCUGGCCCAUUGUUACAUUCCUCGUCAUCGCCUCCAUUAUCGUGCACGGUUCUUCGGUUGCCGUCUUCACUCUUGGAAAGCGCAUCAACACCUUGACGAUCACCAUGUCCUACACGACCGCACCCGAGGAUGGUCCCACCUGGAUGAACCGCCUGCCGAGGAUCUCUUCGCAAUCCCGAUCGCAAGCCCGAACCAUGUCUGAUACCGACGGAGACGACCUAAAAAUGCCAGAUUUCCCGCCCGGCACCCUGCCUCCUGUGGGCUUCCCCGGCGCAUUUUUGCGACGCCAGAAAGAAGAGGAUGGUUCCAAGUCAAGAGGUCGUUCAACGUCCCGGAACCGCCGCAAGAGCCGGAAGUGGGAGGACGGCCUUGGACCUGGGGGACCUGUUUCCCAGUCCGCCAUUUUCCCUACCAGACGUGAGCCGUUGCUCAAUGAGAAGGAGCCUUCAUCCCCCGAAAACAGUGACAACGCAGUGCCACCAAGGCGGGAUUCUGAAAGAGGUCGCGAGAGAGACCCUGAGAAAGACGAUGAGAUCACGCCCUCCCCCGAAGAAGGCUCUAGUCGAACUCAGACCCCGCCCAAGGUCCAGAUCUACGAGGAAGGAGACCACUUGGUGGUUGAAAAUGAGGAUGGAGACGUUUUAACUGUCGAACGAUCUAAUAAAGGAUCGGCAGCAGCUGACGGCAAGCCAGUCCAAACGGAUAUGGCUGCAUUAGCCGCUCUGAAAUCAAAGCAAGACGAAAAGUUCGAUUGGACCUUCGACUCCUUCAAGCGCAAAGUUGAAGACGUCUACACUCAAGAGGUGGAGAAGCGCAAGGAAAAGAGCAAGUCUGAGAGACGCCACGAGCCCGCUCGCGCAUUCCAGUUUGGCAACACUGUCAUUGUUGAGGAUGAGGAUGGUGAAGUUAUCAAGACGUACGAGUUACCAUCAACCAAAACCGGAAAGGAAAUCGGAGGCAUCACACAACAGAGUCUUAAGUACCUUGGCAUGGGUGGUUUGUUGAAGGCAUCUGAGAAGGCCGCAGCUGAGGCCGCCAAUCAAGGCGAGUCCAGUGCUGCGGGUGCUGCUAAGGCGCCUCCCAAGUCAGGAUGGCAAGGUAUUUUCAGAGGCGGCGACAGCGAGAAGCCCAAGAAGAACGCAGCAGAGGAGGAGCAAAACGAUGACCGACACAUUAGAUUCACCAUCGGCGGAGUUGGUCAGCGCAUGACGAAGGAGGACUUCAUCCGGGAGGUGCAGAAACUUGACGUGAAGACCCGUCGUGAGGUUGUGGACCAGUCGACCGCAUCUCAGCGCGUCAAGUCGAUAGCAAAGGGAGAUGUUCCUUCGCCGGCAGACAUUCCCACUAUACAAAUCGGAGGCGACUCCGUCGAGAAGCGAUCCGGCUCCCACUCGCUAAGGCGCGGGGACAGCAGUUCAGCGAAGGCACCUGUCCGCGAUUCACAAGACGAGGACGAUGGGGAGACGGCUGUCGAGAGACAGCGCAGAUUAGCUGUUCUGGCAGGUCAGAGCGAUGAAGAUGCUGGCGAGACUCCUGCCGAACGACGACGCAGAGAAGCAGCGCUGGGCAUGAGCUCAAAUGGUGGGGGGGACGACUCAGAUGACGAAGGCGGUGAGAGGGUGCCGCCGGCGAGGAGAGGCAUUCGUUUUGCAGACAGCGCAGUGAAGCGAGCAGGCAAAUAA
Colletotrichum truncatum is the source of this 2913-nucleotide messenger RNA. Lineage: Eukaryota; Fungi; Ascomycota; Sordariomycetes; Glomerellales; Glomerellaceae. The record is from RefSeq and is a predicted model, not a curated record.